UAUAUGUUGGACCCCUGCUCUCCCCCGUCCCUGCCGGGGAUCGAACCGCCGACCCUCCGCCAGACCUCGCACCUCCAGCCCGAUGACAGAGAACCGAGUGGUCCGCGGCUCGUGUUUCCAGCCGGACACCAUUCGUCGCCGCACCGGCUCCAGGGAGCAUUUCCCGCGCAUUUGUCCCCGCAGCCCGAGACCCGGAGCCCCGACGAUGCUGAGCUGGACCCGCGGGGCCCCCAUGGAGCCGGACUCUCUGGACACCAUGUCGAAGAGCGACAUCCUCCGAGGCAUCAUCGUGGAGAAGCUGAGCACCGCGGCCCGGGAGAUCCUGGCAGUGGUGGAGCGGACGGUGACCGACUACGAGGAGGAGGCUUCGGGCUUCAGGCAGGAGAUCGACCGGCAGCGGAGACAGCUGGAGCUGCUGCAGCCGGAGAUCAAGCAGGAGACGUCGGAGGAGCAGCAGAUUUUUCCCGUCAGCGAAACCAGAGGAGUGGAGCCGCUGGAGGAGGAGGAGCUGCACAAAUACAAGCCCAGUGAGGGGGACACGGAGAGUCUGGGAAUCGUUUGCUACACCGAGCAGCAGGUGGAGGAAGAGGAGCACGAGGAUGAAGAGGAGGUGGAGGUGGACGAAGAUGAGGAGGAGGAAGAGGAAGAUCAGGCAUCGCUGAGCUCUGCUCCAGAGCCAGAGUACGAAGCAGCGCCCAGGUUGGCGCCUCCCUCAGCUCCAUCUGACAGGAGGAGCGUCGGCAGACCUCGGAUCAGCGACUCCCAGACCCUCAUCGACCUGAGGAUUCGCAUCCUGGAGGACUCAGACAUCGAUGUUCUUUCAACCGGAGUGUUCCGGAAGUAUCCGGCCCACGAGCUCCAGUGUCCUCGAGGUCUCCAGGAGGAGGACUUCCUGGAGCUGCUCAGGUCCUCCUUCCCUCAGCUGGCUGACGGAGAACCCUUCGAUGUCUUCACCACGGACAGAACCAAGAGGCUGCUUCCUCUGGAGGUGGACAGUCUGACCCCAGAGGAGAUCUACGGAACCAUCCGGUCCAGCGGGAACUCUGCCCUCUACAUCCGGCUGAAGAAACCGAAGGAGGUGUCGUCGGCCGAGUUCGAUCCAUCUCAGAUAGACGCUGCGGCCGAACCUUCGUCCUCGUCGGAUCAAACCAGGAAACACUCCAGGAGGAAGCCUGGCAGACCUCGGAUCAAUGACACCCAAACCCACAUCCACCUCAGAGUCCGAAUCCUGGAGGCCUCCCAGACCGACGUCCUGUCAGCCAGCGUGUUCCAGAAGUUCCCGGUCCAAGAGCUCCAGUGUCCUCGAGGUCUUCAGGAGGAGGACUUCCUGGAGCUGCUCCGGUCCUCCUUCCCUCAGCUGGCUGACGGAGAACCUUUUGACAUCUUUUCGACGGACAGAACCAGAAGACUCCAGCCUCUGAACGUGGAGACUCUGACUCCUGAGGAGAUCAGCAGAACCAUCCGGUCCAUGGGGAACUCUGCCCUCUACAUCCGGCUGAAGUCUACAGGAGAGCUGCAGCCCAAAGAGGAGGAACCUCUGCAGAGUAAAGAUGCUGAAGAAGAUCCAUCAACGCCAACAACCAGCCACCAGAUCAGCAGAGUUCCAUCUGACAGGCAACGGCGUGGAAAAGCUUGGAACCAGGAGUCGGAUUCCCACAUCGACCUGAAGAUCCGAAUCCUGGAGGACUCUCAGAUCAGCGUCAUGUCGCCCAUCGCAUUCCAGAAGUUCCCAGUCCAGGAGCUCCAGUGUGCUCGAGGUCUUCAGGAGUCGGACUUCCUGGAUCUUCUCCGGUCCUCCUUCCCUCAGCUGGCUGAUGGAGAACCUUUCGACACCUUGACCACCGAUGGCCUGAGGAGACUCCAGCCUCUGAACGUGGAUGUUCUGACUCCAGAGCAGAUCUACAGAACCACUAAGUCCACUGGGGUCCCCGUCCUCUACAUCCGCCUGAAGCAUUCAGCAGUGCUCCAGACUGAAGAAGCUGCAGCUGUAGAAGACCAAUCGACUCCUGAUCAAGCCUCAGCGAUCAAACCAGUUCAGUCUGUCAAGAGGAAACGAGGCCGACCUCGGACCAAAGAGUCUUCUUCUCAUGUCGACCUGAGGAUUCGAAUCCUGGACCAGUCUGAGAAUGACAUGACGACACCCGGAGUGUUCCAGAAGUAUCCGGUCCACAAGCUCCAGUGUCCUCGAGGUCUCCAGGAGGAGGACUUCCUGGAGCUGCUCAGGUCCUCCUUCCCUCAGCUGGCUGAUGGAGAACACUUCGACGUCUUCACCACAGACAGAACCAAGAGGCUGCUUCCUCUGGAGGUGGACAGUCUGACCCCGGACGAGAUAAACCAGGUGAACCGGACCAACCGGAACUCGGCCCUCUUCAUCCGACUGAAGACCCGAGACGACGUGGAUGUCGGUGAGAACAACCUGGUUCCUCUGCAGAGCGACGCUGCUGAAGACCUUCCAUCUUUUUCUGAACAAACCUACAGGAGCCCCGUUCAUCAGGGAGAACUCGGCUCCAACGUUCUGUCCAACAGCUCCACGUCGCAUCCUGAACACGUGGAACCGGAGGACGGCGAUGACGGCGAGGAGUCGUCCAACCUCUGGUUCCUGAUGCCGUCUGAAAGCGACGACGUCUCCGAUGGCGAGGACGACUGGAGGCCGAGGACGAGUGACGAGCGCAUCAGGAACGGAGAAUCGGACCGGACACCGGGGAAGCAGCAGCUCAAAGCGAGGAGGACGAAGCAGACGGCGUCUCCGCUGGCCGAACACAGCGACACCCAGCUGUCCUGUAAGGUCUGUCGGAUCCUGCGAGGCUCCAUGAACAUGUUGAUCAAACACGCCUGGAGCCACGUCAACGAACGUGAGCGAAUCUGUGGAGUCUGUGGAGAUCAGUCCGAGUCCACGGAGCAGCUCCGGAGUCACCUGCAGACCCACCAGAAGACCCACAGCUGCAACAUCUGUGGGAAGUCCUUCAUCACUGUGUCCGGCUUCAGGGGCCACAUCGCCCGGCACAAAGGCAACACGCCCUACAAGUGCAAGAUCUGCCACAAGGCAUUCACCGAGAAGUCAGUGCUGAUGAACCACAGGUGGGUCCACACCAAAGACAAGCCGCACAAGUGCGAUGUCUGCCACAAGUCCUACCUGUCGAAGCUGAAACUCCGAGACCACCGGUCCACGCACACCGGCGGGAAGCUCUACGGCUGCAACAUGUGUGGGAAACGCUUCCGCAGCUUGGACACACUGUCCGGCCACAUGGUGCUGCACUCGGGCCACACGGCGGUCCGGGAGCGCCGCUGCGUCUGCGAAGUCUGCGGCAAGAAGUUCUCCACAGACAAGAACCUGCGGAUCCACAUGAAGAACCACAGUGAGGACCGGCCGUUCGCCUGCAGCAAGUGCAACAAGAGCUUCUCGUUCAAGUCCAACCUGGCGACGCACAUGAGGGUCCACACUGGGGAGAAACCCUACCAGUGCCCCGUCUGCGGGAAAACUUUCAGCCAGAACCACUGCGUGAAGAGACACCUGCUGAAGCACCGCGUGCAGGAGAUGUCGCCCAUCAAUGGGGCGGCAUACUAGGAUGACCCGUAAAAAUGGCCGCCGGGUCCCCGGAAGUGACGCCUAAAUUAGUGCUGUUGUCUUUUUCUGGUAAUUUACAACCAGAGGGUGUGCAGUAGGGAGCUAACAGCUAGCUAGCAGUGCUGACUUUGAUACGAUACCUGCCUAAAUAUACCGAUGCUAGUCACGUUUUUAUACCGUUGAUCCGAGUUAUUUAAUAUUUUAUUGUUGCCGAUCCGAAUACACAUUUCAAGUAAGAGGUUUAGCUAGUGAAAGGGCACCAUGACAGAGACCUCCCUGUCGCUUAAUGACCUUAAAUUAAGCUGGAAUCUACUGAGCUAAUAUUUUGUCCCAUCUGUUAUGUGUCCAUGGCUACAAAAAGCUAAAUAAGCACCAAACAAAGGUCCAGAUACUCAAUUUUUGAUGGAUAGUGCUGUAUUUAUUAAGAGUACCAUUAAAUUUAUGACUCCUGUGUGACAGGAGGGCUCCUGCCUUGCCUACUAGAUAACUAGCAAUGUUGUCAUGAUGCCAAACGUCUCACAUUGAUAUGAUACCUGCCUAAAUAUACUGAUACUAGUCAUGUUUUUAUACCGUUGAUCCGAGUUAUUUAAUAUAUUAUUGUUGCCGAUCCGAAUACACAUUUCAAGUAAGAGAGCAUUGUGUGGGUUUAGCUAGCAAAGGAGAACCAUGACAAAGAUCUCCGUGUCGCUUAAUGACCUUAAAUCAAGCUAGAAUCAACUAGAUUGGGUUCAGGUUCACGCAGACAUCAACUUGUCAUAAUUCCCCAACUGAUGGUGAAACUACACCGCAGCAAGAAGCUAAAACAUCUGGAAAAAUCUUGUAAUAUUAGAUGACAGAACAAGGCGCUGAAAGUUUGUCGGUUUUUAUUAAUCAAAAAGGUAAAACACAACGUUGUUGUUGUUGACACAAGGAAGUGGAGGAUGUGAAAAGAAGACUUAGCACCGUUAGACUUAUGCUUUUAAACCAGAUCAAAGGGUUGCAGGAGGAUAUUAAACUAUCAUGUACAACCACAUAUUUAUAAAGGAUCGUGUUUAAAGUGAAUCAGAGUCGUAGCAUUUCAAUUUUAAUGCAAGUCUGAACUGCACUGAGUCGGUUUUGUUGACUGGUUUUAAGACUUUUUCCACGUUUCAGAAACAAAUACAGGAGGUCCUCAAUUUACGUCGGUGUUCCGUUCCUAUGGAUCGACUUAAGUUGAUUUUUGUCAUAAGUCAUAAGUCUGGCGAAAAUGUUAACAAAGCCGUUAUGUGCAUCACGAUAUCUAUUGGUGAAGCGACGGGGAUGCGGAUCAGCACCUCCAAGUCUGAGGCCAUGGUUCUCUGUCGGAAACCGGUGGAUUGUUCCCUCUGAAUUGGAGGGAGUUGCUUCCCAAGCGAAGGAGUUCAAGUAUCUUGGGAUCUUGUUCAUGAGUGAUGGGAAAAUGGAGCGAGAGAUGGACAGGAGGAUUGGUGCAGCGUCAGCAGUAAUGCAGGCGUUGUACCGAACUGUCAUAGGGGAAGAGGGAGCCGAGCCACAAGGCGAAGCUCUCAAUUUACCGUCCAUCUACGUUCCAGCUCCUCACCUAUGGUCAUGAGCUCUGGGUAGAGACCGAAAGAACAAGAUCACGGAUACAAGCAGCUGAAAUGAGCUUCCUCUGUAGGGUGGCUGGGCUCAGCCUUAGAGAUAGGGGGAGAAGCUCAGACAUCCAGAGGGAGCUCAGAGUAGAGCUGCUGAUCCUUCACCUCUAAAGGAACCAGUUGAGGUGGUUUGGACAUCUGAAUUGAAUGCCUCCAGGGAGACUUCCCUUGGAGGUUUUCCGAAAACGUCCACCUGGGAGGAGACCUUGGGGUAGACCCAGAACCUCCUGAAGGGAUUAUAUAUCUCAUCUGGCCUGGGAACGCCUCUGGAUCCCCCAGGAAGAGCUGGAAAGCAUUGCUGGGAGGAGAGAUGUCUGGAAUGAUCUGCGUCGUCUGCUGACUUCGUGACCCGACCCUGGAUAAGAGGAAGACGAUGGAUGGGCGAUGUUGAUCAGUUCUUCGGUAAAGUCAUGAAUACCAACAACUUUAAUGCGUGUAUGCCAGCAGAAGGGUCUGACUUACGCUGGGAGCCAUAAUGAAGGGCAAAAAGUUAGUGAAUGUAGCACAAUCCAAGGUGGCGUACAACCGGAAAAUGGAAACAAAGCCAUCUUAUCGCACCGCGUGACGACGUAUUCAUCCGCUCCGCUCGUCAGCUAGUUCUACGUAACCAGUUCAGACGAAAGGCGUAGGUCGAGUACGUCGUAAACUGAAGACCUACCCAUAACCAGUUCCCACGUAACGACAAAAUGCCGUAUGUCGUAAACCGAGGACCCGCCCCUAACCAAUUCCAAUGUAACGAUGAAAUGCCAUAUGUCGUAAACCGAGGACCUCCUGUAUUGGCUUAAAAACAUCACAGAGGCCAAAACACGCAGUUUGAAAAUCACAAGUCAUUGUUCUCAUUCUCUUUUUGAACUAAAACAUGAAAGAGUUAAUGUGUUUUCCUGCAAGACAUUAAGAGUUUUAGUUUGCUGCUUCCAGGUGUUUAGGACUGUUUCCUCCACAUUUCCAGCAGUAACUUGAUGAAUUAGUUGUAACUCUAAGGAUCAGGCUCUUUGUGGAGUUUCAGGGUUUGUGGUUGUAGAUCCCUAGAACCAGACAGCAGCCUCGUAUUUAUGUUUGUACAUUCGGAGGAGGAGGUGUCUGGUUGUAACUAUCCAUUAUUUCCCAUCAGUUAUUCGUUCUGUGGAACUUCUCAGGAUCCUCUGAGGCAUACCUUCGUUUAACUGACCAAAACUCUGAAAUGUUCUUCGGUUUGUACACGAGAAGCAGCUUGAAAACUGAAACUUUUAACUGACGAGGAAAAAUCGACCGGAAGUUCCCAAAGCACUCUCAGAGACUAAUGUUGGGGAAGUUUCCACGUUGAUUCAGCCGUUCAGGAUUCAUUCACUAGUUCUGGAACACUACUACUGGUCCAACCUAGUGGAGGCUCUGAGCUAUUUAUUUAACGUCUACUGGGAGUUGACUUCAGACUAACCAAUGGCAAAGAAGUCGUCGGUUUGGAUGGAGCAAAGUGUCAACAAAAUCACCACAAAGAGACAAAAUGGCAACUUAAAGAUGAAAACUGACUGAAAAUGAAUGAAAUAUAACAAAAACAACCACAAAGAGAUGUGAAAAGACGACAAAGACAUGCAAAAUGUGUUAAAUGUUACAGAGUGACCAAAAUGGAAGAAAAACAUCCAUAAAGAGACAAAAUUAACAGUACGAGAUGUAAAACGAGUAAAGUUGGUUAAAUUUACAACGAAAAAGAGACAAAAUGUAAACUAAGACACAUAAAAUGACAAAUGGAUCAAAAACAUCCACGAAGAGACAGAAUUAACAAUAUGAGACAUAAAGAGACAACAUGGCAACUUAAAGACGCAAGUUGACACACAGCAAAGACACACACUAUUAACAAUAUGGGACACAAACCUGACAUAAAAUCACCACAAAUAGACAAAAAAAAGACCAAAACUGGACACAAGAUGGAACAAAAACAACCACAAAGUGGCACAAAAUUUUGAAUAUGAGACAGAAAAUGAGUAAAAUUGAUUAAUAACCAAAACCAGACAAAAUACAAACAAAGACAGAAAAAUGACAGAAAUGAAACAAAAACAACCACAGAGACACAAAAUUAACAGUAUGGGACACAAAAGUGACAAAACCCACCACAAAUGGACAGAAUGACAACAAAGACACACAAAAUGACCAAAACUGAACAGAAGAUGGAACAAAAACAACCAUAAAGAGACACAAUGACAACUUAAAGAUGCAAAUUGACUGAAAUCACACACAAAAAUGUCCCGAAAAAGACGACAAAGACACACGGAAUGUGUUAAAUGUGACACUAAAUGACCAAAAUGGAACAAGAACAAAAACAACCAUAAAGAGACCCAAAAUUAACAAUAUGGGACGCAAAACUGACAUAAAAUAACCACAAAUCGACAAAAUGGCCACAAAGAGACACAAAAAGACCAAAAGUAGACACAAAAUGCAACAAAAACAACCAUAAAGACACAAAAUUAACAAAACAAGACACAAAACAGCUAAAAUUGGUUAGAUUAGUAACCAAAAACAGACGGAAUGGAAACAAAGGCACACAAAAUGGAUCAAAAACAUCCACAGAGACAAAAAACUAAGAAUACAAGAAAUAAAAGUGACCAUAAAGAGACUAAACGGCAAAAUAAAGAUGCAAACUGACUGAAAUCACACACAAAAUGUCCCAAAAAGACGAGAAACACAUAUAAAAUGUCUCAAAUGUGACACUAAAUGGACAAAAUGGAACAAAAACAUCCAUAAAGAGACAGAAAAUUAACAAUAUGAGACACAGAAGUGACAAAAUAUGAUGACAAAUAGACAAAAUGGCAACAAAGAGACAUAAAAUGGAACCAAGACAACCAUCAAGACACAAAAUGACUAAAAUAGUUUAAAAUUUUCAACUCUAAAGAGAAACAGAAUCAGUUUUUCUGCUGAGACGGUUUUUGAAGACGACGUGUUUGACUUUCAGUCUAAAACAAAAAGCAGGAAACAGGAAGUACUGACGUCCAGAAGGUGAAACUGAAACUUUCCAUGAGACUCUAGAAAGUUCCUCCUCGUUGGUUCUGCUCAAACUUUUCUGGAACUUUGAGUAAAAAACAAUAAACAAAAACAAGAACAAACCAGACAAACGAGGCAGUCGUUUUAUUUUGAAAAGCAUCGCUGGCUCCUAACAGUCAGCUGAAGGUUCUGGGGACUACUUUCAGGGGCGGACUGAUAUCCGGAGACGUGGUGUGAUGUUUUAAAGUGUUACUAAUAAACCGACCCAUGAUUAUUAAAAAAACACCUUUUAUUUGAGUUUGAAGGUUUUUAAUCUUUUUUUAAACGGUUUUUAUUCUGAAUGUCGUCCUGGACUUUUGUUUUUUUUACUCGUGAUGUUGUUGUUUGUGCAUAUUUUCAUUAAAUCUCUUAUUUUUUCACGUCA
Molecule: messenger RNA, 8554 nt
Organism: Amphiprion ocellaris (clown anemonefish)
Lineage: Eukaryota; Metazoa; Chordata; Actinopteri; Pomacentridae
Exons: 16
Coding region: 83-3565 (1160 amino acids)
Source: RefSeq, a predicted model, not a curated record